Nematostella vectensis (starlet sea anemone) is the source of this 2105-nucleotide messenger RNA. RefSeq lists its product as uncharacterized. The record is from RefSeq and is a predicted model, not a curated record. NCBI's taxonomy places the organism in Eukaryota, Metazoa, Cnidaria, Anthozoa, Actiniaria, Edwardsiidae. Bases 1339 to 1938 code for a protein of 199 amino acids. The transcript is spliced from 5 exons.
GGGGGGCACGCCCCUGACAACGUCCACCAGUCAAUCAGUGAUACUAAAUCCAAUAUAUCGUGGUGUUUGAGAGUAAAUAAAACGGCGUCAAAUAUGGAAAAUUUGUGUUCUUCAACAUAACGAAAUCGGUAUUUUUUCUCGUCUGAAAUCGCAUAUUAAAAAAGAGAAAAUUGAAAACUAUUCCUUCCAACCCUACAUCUUCUUUAUUUUUAGUAUGCAUAUGUAUUUGGGGAUGUAAAUAAAUAACGACUCCCGCCGUAUGCCCUCUGAUUCAUCAAGCGUUGUAGAACAUUGUGCAACCCACGGAAAACCAUGGAAAAAUAUACACACCAUAUUCGUAACCUCAUAAUCAAAAGGUGGUAUGAAGGCGCGCGGCGAGAUAGUCUAGACGAAGUCUGAAAAUUGGACGUUUUUAUAAAAAAAAAGAUAUUGAUAUAAAGAUACAUGAACCGGAUCUUUAUGUUAAAGAGCUCUCGUAUGGCAUAUUUCAAAAUAAUUACAGUGAUAUUGGCUUUUCGGGCUAGUUUCGAUACCAGCUAUAAUAUCGUUUUAAUUGAUUGUCCACGUUAUUGAAAUAAUUGUAGUCUAUCAGAAGAGGAUAGGGUGUGAAGUAUCAGUUAGUUGGUGUGAGACUACGUCAUGCGUGUCUUAAACAAGCCAUCAUGAGUGUGUGUUUACUUUUGGUAUUACUUAGUGGAUUCUCAAUACCUCGAACUAAGAUAACAUGAUCUCCCUGUUAACAUGAACUGUUUGUAUUUUCCCUGCAGAGGUUUCAAUAAUUAUUAUUGCUUGAAGGCAAUUCUAAUUGUAUAGUAAAUGGAUAGACUAUUACAAUAUUAUUUCCGUGAACCCUUUUGUAUUAAUAGUUAUAAUAUCGAUUUAACAGAACAUAAAAGACAAGCCGCAGUAAAGGACUUUUUCAAUUGAUCUCUUAAAUAACGCCUGUAGGAUUUUAAUUUUUCGAGUGUUUUACUUAAUGAAUAAGUUUCUUUUAAAGAUUGAUAUUGGCAUUAUUUUAUUUCAUAUAUUCCUAAAAAUUGAAAAUCAAUUUAAAAACAUUUCAAAAUACUACAAAUCAAAUACUAUAAAUAUGCCACUACAAAGAAUACCCUAAAAAGAGGCCGCGCCAAUAAGAAAGUUUAUCAAAAUACAUUUUUCUUUGUUGAAGUGUUUUAUUUCGUGAAUCAUUUUUUUUGAAGGUUUGAUAUUGGCUUUCGUAUAUUUCCGAAAUCAAUACAAAAACUAAUUAAUUAAUUUUAAAACACUAUAUAAAAUAAUAUUUUAUAUUAUGCCCUCUUCAGAACUCAUGUACCAAAGCUGAACAAGAAGUCCUUGAAGAUGAUGAAAGUAGUCGCAGCUUUCGCGAUCUAUAUCGCGGUCGUUUUCUCGCAUCCACCGGGACCCAAGAAGCCAGAGAUUUCUGUGUCUCGCGUGGGUCCGGUAAUGGAAGACAAGAGAGGACUUGAUGGAAGGAGAAGUUUGUUGAAGAGCAAACUGGACCUGUUCAGAAGAUUAGAAGAAUGCGCACAGCCUGAUAUAUAUGGGUGUGUUCAGUGGGAACAACAGGGCCUGUGCACUAAUGCUACUUACCAGGCCUUUAUGGAGACAAAAUGUGGAGCCGCGUGCGGCCUUUGUACAGCUCCAGCCCCUCCACCACCGUCAGCGGAAACAGUCGAUGUCAGCUCGUGUCUUGGCAGACAUAACACCAAGCGAGGACUUCACCAGGGCUUGAUCCCAAGCUACAGCAUGACAUGGGACUCCACACUGGCAAGCGCCGCAGAAACCUGGGCGCUACAACUCAUAAACGAUGACGUGGACAAUAACGUUGCCAUGACUACCUUAAAUUUGGUGCACUCUAGCCCUAACGGCCAGUAUGGUGAGAACCUGUAUGGAAGUGUAUCUUUGGUGAGAGUCUUUGACCUUUAUCUAAAAUUAUAGGCGACUUGGACUAAGAAAUCACUCGACGUUUUGGGUGGUAGGCUCGAUUUCCAACUCGUUCGUGUGAGCCCGCGAUCAGGUGCCAUGGAACACGGGCUCACAAGUCGGCCCUAUUGGGGCGGUAAACUUGCGUGCUUUUGGCGAAAAAACACCAACGACAACAAAAA